GUUACACGCGGCUACCCUGUACUUCAAACAAGCACUUUUGAACCUGAUUGGCCUAUACUGGACACGUGAGCACAGAUCUAACGGCAAAGCGCACGCAUCCUCGUUGCUAUGGUGACUGAAAGCAACGCUUCUUCCAGAAACAUGGAGACAACGGCGCAUGCGCGGAGGCGUGUCUCCUGGUUACUCCUGCUAUGCUACGGUACUGUACAGCUGAGCACAGCAAUGUGAGAGAAACCAAGGUGUUGCUUAAUAAUGGAUACGAGGAAAAAACACUGGGUUGAAGAGUUAUUUUCACCACGUUUCAGUGCACAAGAUUUCUUUCAUGAGUCUUUUGAACCGGAUCUGCUGACAUCAGAAAAGGUGGCCAAGGAAAAAGCCAAAAGAGUGGAAGGGAUUUACCAGGCUGCAGUUGAUAAAGUUCAGAAAGAGGAAAAGCAGAAAAGAAAAGAGAUCUUGUCCAAGAUGAUCAUUCGAGAUUAUGACCAGGCAGACCCAGCCCAAAGUGCCACCUGCCGGUACUGCCAGAAAUUAAAUACUGAUUCUGUUACUGCUGUUGAUGGCAAUAAUUAUUGCAUUUGGAAUGAAGAUGAACUGAGCCUUUUAAGACAUGAAAUGAAUAAAAACCAUUCUGAAGGGAGCCGCUUGAAACUUCAGUUUAGUGCUUGCAAGAUUGAGAUAUCUGAAUUGAAGGCCAAACAAAAGGAGACCGAGCGGGAGUUGGAGGCCUUGAGAUUGACACUGGCAGCAUCUAAAAGAGCAAAUGAAUGUAAAAGUGUCUUGAUAAAGCAGAUACAGAAAGAUGGAGAGAAAAAGGAUUCAGACCUACAGGUUCUAAAGAAAGACCUGCAGGGAAAAUGUGUGAUGUUGAGCAGACUUACUAGGAAUUUAAGUAGAUCUAGGGAGGAAAUCCAGGAUUUACAGUUCCAGAAACAAGAUUUGGAGCAGGAGUUAAAAACUUUGAAACUGCAACAGGAACUUAGAAAUGACUUUGCUAUUGAAAAUGUGAAACUGCAGUACGAAGUAAAAAUUAAUAAGUUGCUCCGAGAAAUAGAGACUAUUAAAGAAAAGAGACAGAAAUAAAAAUCAGCAUGCUAGAGAUAAAGAGGUGUAUUCAAUUGAUAUCGGAUUUCCCGACUUGUCGGAUGAGCUGCAGUUUCCAACAAUUUCUUUUCAAUCAAACUGCCGUUUAUCCGAUAAGUCAGAAAAUCCGACUUGUCGGAAAACACUUUGAUUGGCGGAUUAGCCGCGGAUCCACGUGUUUUGUCAAAUUCGCAGCCAAAUCCGUCAGGUUUUAGCCCCGUUUCCGACAAUGUCAAUUCGACUUGACAAUGCCUAUUCUAUACCUUGUAUAAAACACUCUAAAAGGUUAAAGAACACAGUACGCAAUUGGCGCACGAGGUACCGUAAGGGUACGCCCUUAGCGUAGCGGACGCUGUAUCGGGAGCGAAACGCUCGCGAGAAUACGCUGUUGGUAUCGGGCACACUAUAGGUGAGCGACUACCGUAAUGCUACGCUAUCAGCGUAGCGGACGCUCGAGACCACGAGGAGAUCACGAGCGGCGCAGACGCUUACAGAGUUAAACCUUUACAACUAUACCAUAAACAAUGUACUUACCGUAUUUUUCGGACCAUAAGACGCACUUUUUCUCCCCAAAAAUGUGGGGGAAAAAGUACAUGCGUCUUAUGGUCCGAAUAAUACAUAUGCAGAGCAAUAAAAACCUUAAGGAGCGCUCUCAAUGCGCUGGGUGGGAGCGCACUGGGUUGGAGAGGCUGCAGUUAUCGAGUGCGGGUAGCGGGUAGCGGCGGGUCCUGUCUGCUGCUUUGCCGUCAUCUGAGAGCGCGGCAGCAGAGCGCCAGCAUCACGUGACUGCCCCGCUCCCUCCCCUCACCUCCUCCGAGUCCUGCUGCUGCUGCUUUGCAGUCAUCUCAGAUCCCGGCAUCUGAGAGUGCGGCAGCAGAGCGCCGGCAUCACGUGACUCCCCCGCUCCCUCCCCUCACCUCCUCCGAGUCCUCGGGCAGCGUAAACUGACAGGCUGGAUGCGGGGAACCUUGUAUACACAGUACAGUUGUGAGGUAAAAAGGUUCUCAUCUGCCUGAAAAAGCUGCUCUGUACUGUGACUAUGGCAGUGCUUGUGUGGCUGCCUCUGUCACACACUGUCCCAGAAAAAUCUUAUAUUACACUAUUUGGUUCAGAUUUUUUUUUCUCCUGUUUUCCUCCUCUAAAAACUAGGUGCGUCUUAUGGUCAGGUGCGUCUUAUGGUCCGAAAAAUACGGUAUACUGUAAACCCUUGUGCAGUGAUAAGGUGUAAAUGCAACACAGUGUAACCUUGUUAGUUUAAAAGCUGUAUGAGCGUAUGUGACGCUCUGAGAACCCUUUAGCAAUAUAAUAAACACUCAAAUACCGGUCUAA
Pseudophryne corroboree (corroboree frog) is the source of this 2409-nucleotide messenger RNA. It is a transcript of the gene CCDC160, whose product is annotated as coiled-coil domain containing 160. The record is from RefSeq and is a predicted model, not a curated record. The coding region runs from base 253 to 1080 and encodes 275 amino acids. Lineage: Eukaryota; Metazoa; Chordata; Amphibia; Anura; Myobatrachidae. The transcript has 2 exons.